CAGGAAUGCGGACAGACAUGGCGGCGCCCGGAGCGAGUGUGACAAUUUAAGAAAUUUCGUCCUUAGUCGGGUUUUGGUGUAAAAAUUCGAGGCCUUUGAAGUCGAUCGAGUUCGGAAGAAAUCGUUUUGGUCGGCCAAGUAUUAAAUACGAUAAAAAGCGAAAAGGUCGUCUCGACGUACGGAAAAAUAAAGGUUUGGAAAAUUGGAUCGAGGGGAGAAGGCCCGGUGCCGGUUAACGGCAAAUUACCAUGGAACUGAAACAUAUAUUUAAAAAAGUGAGAGGAUUACAAAGAGUAAAAAUUAUCUAUAAUUGUUGUAUUAAGAAUUUCUAUAGCACUACUGUGUCACCGGUUGUUUGUGAAGAUGAUGUUAAACAUUUUAGAACGUUAGAAUCGAAUCCGGUGAAUCAUACACUGCAGCAUGAAGGUAAAUUUUAUUCAAUCCCUCCCAAAACAUACAAGAAACUUUUUACUCUUGGAGGAUUUUCAAAAUCAUAUGAAGCUCAGUUCAAAACUUUUAGAGAAAACUGUAUUAUGGUGCGCUACCCGGCUUUGCAGAUUAUGAAUUAUUUGGAGACUGCAAAUUAUUCUCUUCCACCUGUUCAUUAUGUGAUUUAUGGUCGAAACGGAACGGGAAAAUCAGCCAUUCUCAAUCAUAUAGUUCAUUAUGCCUCAGAGAAAAACUGGCUGGUACUUCACAUUCCUUGGGCUCCAAAUUGGACUCGAAGGCCUAAGGACACUGCAACUUCGCUUUGGGAUCAGGAUACUAAUAAAAUGGAUCUCCCGAUCGACUCGGCUCUGUGGCUGCAGCAUUUUCACUCGCAAAAUACUUUGUUGCUUCAGGAGUUAGAUCUUCGCUUAAGCAAAACUUACGAAUGGAGUAAACGUGAGAGUACAAAUGAAGGAGAACCACUAACUGCACUCAUUGAUAAGGGUGUCAACAGAAUAAAGUUUGCGUCGGGUUGUGUUGUGGCUCUCUUACAAGAAAUUAAACUCCAUGUACAAACAGGAAGAUUUAAAGACAAGUUACGCGUCUUGGUGGCAAUCGACGGCGUAAACUGCUUCUUUUAUCCGACGAAAUUGAAAAGAGAAGACAAGUCCGUGGUGGAACCGGAUCAGGUGACGCCGAUCCACGCAUUUAGAAACCUUUUCGGUAACGACUGGACGGACGCGGCGGUGGUGACCACGGUGGAUCCGGUGGCCUCGGCAGAUAUAAAGACCACAGUCUACACGCCGCACGCUCUCUUGGGAAAAGAGGGAUUCGAAUGUUUGGAUCCGUUCGUUCCGAUUUUGGUGGAAAAUUACACGGAAAAGGAAAUAGACAGCUGCCUGGACUAUUACGUGGACAGAAUGUGGAUCCAAAAUGAACGCGGUCGCGGCGAAACGGGAAGGAAAGAAUUAAAAUUCCUCAGCGGUUACAAUCCCCGAAGUCUGAUGAAAAUCUGCGCCCCUCUCUGAGGUCUUUCCCCACUUCUUCUAACCUAAUUGUAAAGAAUGUUAAAUAUUUGUAACUUGGAAAAAUAAAAUGUAAACUUUUAUCCGCUAUUUCUUCGUUCUCGGCGCCGCCG
Molecule: messenger RNA, 1567 nt
Organism: Centruroides sculpturatus (bark scorpion)
Lineage: Eukaryota; Metazoa; Arthropoda; Arachnida; Scorpiones; Buthidae
Gene: mRpS29
Product: 28S ribosomal protein S29, mitochondrial-like
Exons: 13
Coding region: 249-1457 (402 amino acids)
Biological process (GO): apoptotic process
Cellular component (GO): mitochondrial ribosome; mitochondrial small ribosomal subunit
Molecular function (GO): structural constituent of ribosome
Source: RefSeq, a predicted model, not a curated record